Cornus florida is the source of this 3448-nucleotide messenger RNA. Its product is annotated as probable pectin methyltransferase QUA2. The coding region runs from base 844 to 2949 and encodes 701 amino acids. The transcript is spliced from 9 exons. The record is from RefSeq and is a predicted model, not a curated record. Gene Ontology annotation, molecular function: methyltransferase activity. NCBI's taxonomy places the organism in Eukaryota, Viridiplantae, Streptophyta, Magnoliopsida, Cornales, Cornaceae. Gene Ontology annotation, cellular component: cytoplasm.
CCGGGACUGUGGAGUCUCUUUGAGUUCUUACUGUGUGUAUAUGUCGGUGUAUAUAUAUACAUAGAUUGGUGUCCGGCAAUUACGGCGAAAGAUGGUAUUUGUCAAUUUCUUUAUCUAUUUAAUCAACUUUGGUGUCUGCUGUCUCCUUCCUCUUCUCAUAGAUGAGAUCUACAUGCAUGUUGGUGGAACUAAGUAAAUUUAACUUCCAUUUUUAGAGAGAGAAAGUAGAGAGGAGAGAGAGAGUUCAUCCCCCAAGUCACACUCACACAUGGUAUUGAAAUUUUAGCAAGCUGUGAAUUAAGUCGAGUUUGGGAAGAGUCUCUAUCGUAGUAACUUCGCGCUUUCCUUUCUCUCUCUAGGACUGUGAAUUUAAUGAAUAGUUAAUUGGGGUUCUUAUUUUGUACAGAAAUUAAUUAAAUAUUAUAAUAGUUUGAAUCCAUAUCGACCCUCCUAAUAAGCACAAGUGUUUACUGCAUUCUUAAAAUAUGUGGUUUCCAUACAUAUAUAUAUAUAUAUAUAUAUAUAUAGUAUGUAUUGAAUUGUAUCUCAUGUAUGCUGAUGAGAGAGGGAUAGUCUUUCACGGGCGAGCUGUGUCGUGAUUGGAUCCAUAUACAGAACCCCGUAUUCUCUCUCUCUAAAAUCAGAAGCCGCGUAGCUAAAGCUAGAGAGAGAAGACAAAACAGAGGUUGUGCCGUGACUACACAUGGAAACCGCAUCAUAAUAAGCUGAAUUUCGGGGUUUUGCUCUGACUUUCUCUAUAUUUCUCAGCUCAUUUCACUGAAGAUCCUUGCUGGGUUUCUCAUAUUUUUCUUCUAUUUGUUUGUGGACUACCCAGUUUGAAAAAUGGCAAGGCCAUUCCAGCGAGGUAUAUCCAUUGGGGGGCGAUUAUCAGAGAAUAACCAUGAUUUCUGGGAUGAUGACUCCCAGAAGAAAGACAAAACAGACAAGGAAGAUGUUGAUAGAACUCGCUCAUCUUCUGAUCACACAUAUUUAUCCUUCAGAUUCCCUCUUGGGUUACUUUUCGCGAAUAAUUCAUCCUCCAAACAUGGCAUUAGUGAGAAUGGUUUUGCAUCGGAGCCCUUUAGCACGGGAACUUUGAGAAGUCGCCAUAAAUUAACUUUGUUUUUUCUCAAGUUCAGUUUAGUUGUUAUUGUAAUUCUUGCUCUUACUGGAUCCUUUUGGUGGACAUUAUCAAUCACGACUUCACCAAGAGGAGGUGGUCACGUAUUUCAUGGAUAUAGGCGGCUCCAUGAGCAACUUGUAUCAGACUUGAGGGAUAUUGGAGAGCUCUCUCUUAGUUCUGCAAGGUUGAAAGAAUUGGAUUUAUGUUCUACAGAAUCUGAGAAUUAUGCUCCCUGCUUUAAUGUUUCAGAGAAUCUUGCUUUGGGUUUUUCUGGAGGUGAAGAAUAUGACCGCCAUUGUGAGCCCGGGUCAAGAGAAAACUGCUUGGUUCUUCCACCCGUCAACUACAAGAUUCCUCUUAGAUGGCCUACUGGAAGAGAUGUCAUCUGGGUUGCAAAUGUUAAAAUUACUGCUGAGGAGGUACUUUCCUCAGGAAGCUUGACCAAGAGGAUGAUGAUGUUGGAGGAAGAGCAGAUCUCUUUUCGUUCAGCAUCUCUCAUGUUCGAUGGUGUUGAAGACUACUCGCAUCAAAUUGCAGAAAUGAUUGGGCUACGAAAUGAAUCUAACUUUCUACAAGCUGGAGUUAGAACCAUCUUGGAUAUCGGAUGUGGUUUUGGUAGCUUUGGAGCACAUCUCUUCUCAAAGCAACUGUUAACUAUGUGUAUCGCAAACUAUGAGGCUUCAGGCAGUCAAGUUCAACUGACCCUUGAAAGAGGUCUUCCUGCAAUGAUUGGUUCUUUUUAUUCAAAACAGUUGCCAUAUCCAUCUCUUUCCUUUGAUAUGUUGCACUGUGCACGAUGUGGUGUUGACUGGGACCAGAAAGAUGGUAUUUUUUUGAUUGAAGUUGACCGAGUCUUAAGGCCUGGUGGAUACUUUGUCUGGACUUCACCACUUACAAAUGCUCAGGGCUUCCGUCGCAACAAAGAGAAUCAGAAAAAAUGGAAUUUUGUGCGCAAUUUUGCUGAAAAUCUCUGUUGGGAUAUGUUGUCGCAACAAGAUGAAACCGUUGUGUGGAAAAAGACUACUAAAAGGAAUUGUUAUGCUUCAAGGAAAGCUGGAUCUGGUCCUUCUAUCUGUAGCAAAGGCCGUGAUGUUGAAUCCCCAUAUUAUCGAGCACUCCAGGACUGCAUAGGAGGUACUCAAAGUCGUCGAUGGAUUCCUAUAGAAGAAAGGACAACCUGGCCUUCUAGGUCUAAAUUAAACUCAAGUGAACUUGCAAUUUAUGGUCUGCAUUCAGAAGACUUCGCCGAGGAUACCCAAAACUGGAACACAGCAGUUCGUAAUUAUUGGUCCCUUCUCUCGCCAAUAAUAUUUUCAGAUCAUCCAAAGAGACCUGGUGAUGAGGAUCCUUCUCCACCUUUUAACAUGCUCAGAAAUGUGCUAGAUAUGAAUGCCCAUUUUGGUGGUUUCAAUUCCGCUUUAUUGGAAGCUGGGAAAUCUGUUUGGGUCAUGAAUGUGAUCCCUACAAGCGGGCCCAACUACCUUCCUUUAAUUCUCGACAGAGGAUUUGUUGGAGUAUUGCAUGACUGGUGUGAAGCAUUUCCAACCUACCCAAGAACUUAUGAUUUGGUGCAUGCUGAAGGACUUCUGUCACUUGAAACUAGUCAACAUCGGAGAUGCACCAUGCUGGAUCUAUUCUCUGAAAUAGAUCGGUUACUUCGGCCAGAGGGGUGGGUGAUACUCCAUGACUCUGCUUCUCUCAUCGAAACUGCUAGAGCUCUCGCUGCACGGUUGAAAUGGGAAGCGCGAGUCGUAGAGAUUGAGAGCAAUAGUGAGAAGAGACUACUCAUCUGCCAGAAGCCUUUCUUUAAGAGGCAAGCAAUCUAAUUGUGAACUCGAAAAGAGAGCCCAACAGUGUUAGUCAUAAUAUUCAUAUUCAUUUGUGGAUCUGAGCUAAUCAUCAUAAAGUUUCUCCAUUGGAUUGAGAAUCAAAUUUUUUUUUACAAAAAGAGAAAAGCAAAGCGCCGAAGGAAAUGGAUGGUUCGAACCGGAACCAACCACUACUCCUAUGGAGCCGUAAGGCACACAUAGGACCAUGUAAUUACACAUCGAGUCACAGGGUGAGUUACAAGUAUAGGAUUAUAUAAAUUUUUUUCCUUGUAAUGUCUCUUUAUAACUAUACAACAACAUGAUGGAAUUAUAUUGUGAAGAAAAUUACAGAAUAAGUGCUAUUUGCUAUAGCAUAUUCAAUACUUGCUGUGCAUUUAUGGGGAGAAAUUUCGUCUCCAUUUUCUGUCCUUUUUCAUGUCUUUUUCGAAAUCAUUCAUCUAUGUUGUAGAAACAUUUCCAAUUUUUUGCAACAAAGACUUGGAUCUUUUCUUUUGUA